This is a messenger RNA of Sitodiplosis mosellana (orange wheat blossom midge), 6846 nucleotides long. RefSeq names its product lysine-specific demethylase lid (gene Kdm5). Lineage: Eukaryota; Metazoa; Arthropoda; Insecta; Diptera; Cecidomyiidae. Gene Ontology annotation, molecular function: DNA binding; histone demethylase activity. Gene Ontology annotation, biological process: chromatin remodeling. The coding region runs from base 1153 to 6717 and encodes 1854 amino acids. The transcript is spliced from 10 exons. Gene Ontology annotation, cellular component: nucleus. The record is from RefSeq and is a predicted model, not a curated record.
GCGAGUAAUGAGAAAACUGCAUGAUUGUAUGCGUGUAUACGAACGAAUGAGUGGCUGUGCUUUACCAGUGCAGCCUUUAUGUGGUAGUUUGCCGUUGUAUGUGUUAUACCAAACCGAUAUAUACUAGCAUAAUUGUAUAAAACAUACAGCUCGUAUAGUAUCGAGUGGAUUGUGUGUACGUGCAAAAUAAGAUCUUAGUUAUGAAAUGUAGGAAAUUCAGCCGAACAUUAACAACGAAAACGAAAAGUACAGAAUGUGUGAGAGAGAAGUGAACGAAAAAAAAAAUCAUACAAAAGUGCAAAGAAAAAAACAAAAAAAACGAACGGAAAAUAAAAAUAAUACAAAAGAAAUAUAGACAAAGUGAAUAAACGCAUCAACUAAAUAAAUAGAUAGGAUAAUUUUUUUAACCGUUUUACCCUGAAACUUGGUUGGUGGUUCGUUUUUCGUUUUCAUUUCGCAAUAAAAUAAAUUUACAUGUUUGUUGACUCGAUAAAAUAAAUUCGGGCAUAAUUUUUUUUUCCACUUCAUUCUGCUUUCGUUUGGUUUAUGGAUUGGGAUUUGUUUGUUAUUCGGCUAGGAAUGAAAAGUGAAAAGUAACCAAAUAUCGAAAAUCGAAAGAGAAAACGAACAGAGGAAGAAAAACUAGUAUUCGAUUUUUACUUUUCCAAAAUCGACUGGCUGAUUUCCACACGUCACAGAGAACUUAAACUGAAAUCAAAUUGUGUGAGUGUAGAUGAUAAAAAAAAUUGAAACGAAGUCAACUAAAUUCGUGUGCAGUGAACUGGGAACAGAGCGAUAGUGCUGAUAAAGUAGCAAGAGAGACACGCCAACUGAAUGCCAGACAAAAUGAAUAAAAUUAAAUGACUACUCGGAUGCUGUUGCAGCGCCUUCGUUCAUAGUUUUUCGUCUGUUUGAGUUUCAACGAAAAACCAAAUUUCAUCCGUAGAAAUCAUAACGAAAUAAACAACAACAACAACAGCAGCCAAUCAAGCCCAAAAGCUCAUUAUUUGAUAUAGCAGCAAGUAAAACAAAAAAAAAGCAAAAGAGGAAAUUGAGUAAUUGAUUAAGAACGAGCAAAAAAGGUAGAAGAAGAAGAAGAAGCAAAACACGAGAGAAGCGAUUAAAUUCAUAACAAAAUAUAAUUUAUUGAGAAUGCAAAUCAAUAGCAUCGAAUCGAGUAAAUCGACAAAGACUGAACCCAUUGAAACCAUCGAUUUGGAUAGCAGUCCCAGCAAGAAUGACGUGAUAUCAGUUGCAUCACCCGAAGCAACGACGACGGACACAAAACCAACACCAUCCCAUUUACAGUCAUCAACAUCAACCGCAUCAUCAUCAACGCGUCCUCACAUAGCACAGUCAACACGUCAAACGCACAGUUCAUUUUCCAUUAUCAAAAAUGAAGAAUUUGAAUUCGAAGUGCCGGAAGAGGCUCCAAUUUUCGUUCCAAGCGAACAAGAAUUCAAAAACCCACUGACUUAUAUCAGCAAAAUUCGGCCCAUCGCUGAAAAGUAUGGCAUAUGCAAAAUUCGACCGCCACCGACUUGGCAGCCGCCCUUCACAGUCGAUGUGGAUAAAUUGCGUUUCACACCGCGAGUGCAACGGUUGAAUGAGCUCGAGGCAAAGACUCGUGUCAAAUUAAAUUUUCUGGAUCAAAUUGCCAAGUUUUGGGAAUUGCAAGGAUCCUCACUGAAAAUUCCAAUGGUCGAACGCAAAGCGCUGGAUCUGUAUUCGUUGCAUCGGCUUGUGCAAGAGGAAGGCGGUUUGGAAUGUACGACAAAUGGUCGCAAAUGGUCGAAAAUUGCAAAUCGAUUGGGAUAUCCGGUGGGAAAAAGUGUGGGUACCAUUUUGAAAGGUCACUACGAACGCAUUCUGUAUCCAUUCGAUGUAUUCACAUCUGGCAAAGAAGGCGAACUCAAGCCAAAACUAGAGCCCGACUCCGACGACCAUGAUUAUAAGCCUCACGGCAUUCCGUCGCGACAAAAUGUCACACCGCCAACGGAAACGACGGCCCGACGAUCUCAACGUUUUCUGAUGAAAUCCGAAAUCAAAGCGGAGGACGAAUGCUGCGACGAUGUCGAUGUAAAAUCACCAUCGAAACGAGUUACCCCACAGAAAAACGGUGAUAGUAAAUUAGGUAGCAGCGCUUCCGAAGCGGCCGUCAAUUCAGCGGCCAAUGCACGCGCUGAAUUGCGGCGCUUACAAAUCUUUGGAGCCGGCCCAAAGAUGCCGGGAAUUAAAUCAAAAUCAAAUCAAACCACACCGACUAAAUCAAGAAUGAAUGGAGGCGGCAAUGGUGGUGGCCAAAGUGCGCGUCAGCAAAGACAACAGGUAAAUCGACGCAAUCAUGCGGACCCAUUGGCCAAGUACAUUUGUCACAUAUGUACGCGUGGCGAUGGUGAGGAGGCAAUGUUACUGUGCGACGGUUGCGAUGACAGUUAUCACACAUUCUGUUUGAUGCCGCCAUUGACCGAUAUUCCGAAGGGUGACUGGCGAUGCCCGAAAUGCGUUGUCGAAGAGGUGAGCAAACCGGUCGAAGCGUUUGGCUUUGAGCAGGCGCAACGUGAAUACACUCUGCAGCAAUUCGGCGAAAUGGCCGAUCAAUUCAAAGCGGACUACUUUAAUAUUCCCGUGCAUUUGGUGCCAACGGAACUGGUUGAACGGGAAUUUUGGCGCAUCGUUUCGUCCAUCGAUGAAGAUGUGGCCGUUGAAUAUGGUGCCGAUUUGCAUACAAUGGACCAUGGUUCUGGUUUCCCAACGAAAAACUCACUUUAUUUACUGCCCGGUGACUUGGAAUACGCGGACAGUAGUUGGAAUUUAAACAAUUUGCCACUGCUGGAGGAGAGCGUAUUGGGUCACAUAAAUGCUGACAUAUCAGGAAUGAAAGUACCGUGGAUGUAUGUUGGAAUGUGCUUUGCCACAUUUUGCUGGCACAACGAAGAUCAUUGGAGCUAUUCAAUCAAUUAUUUGCAUUGGGGCGAACCGAAAACAUGGUACGGUGUGCCAGGCAGCCAAGCCGAAGCAUUCGAAAAUACGAUGCGAAGUGCUGCACCCGAACUAUUUCAAUCACAACCAGACUUAUUGCAUCAGCUUGUCACUAUUAUGAAUCCAAAUACACUUAUGCAUGCUGGCGUUCCAGUCUAUCGCACCGAUCAACAUGCCGGCGAAUUUGUCAUCACCUUCCCAAGAGCAUAUCAUGCUGGAUUCAAUCAAGGAUACAAUUUUGCCGAAGCAGUUAAUUUUGCACCGGCUGAUUGGAUCAAAAUGGGACGUGAAUGUAUCAAUCACUAUUCCAAUUUACGCCGAUUUUGUGUAUUUUCGCACGAUGAAUUGGUUUGUAAAAUGGCAUUGGAUCCGGAUAAAUUGAAUCUGGGCAUUGCAACCGCGUGCUACUUAGAUAUGGCUGAAAUGGUCGAUACGGAAAAGAAACUGCGUAAAUGUUUGCUGGAAUGGGGCGUUACAAAAGCGGAACGUGAAGCAUUUGAAUUAAUUCCGGAUGAUGAGCGUCAAUGUGAUGUAUGUAAAACCACCUGCUUUUUAUCGGCUGUCACAUGUACAUGCGUUAAGUCACUGGUAUGCCUUCGUCAUUAUUCGGAAUUGUGUAAAUGUGCGCCGGAAAAGCACACACUUAAAUAUCGUUACACACUGGACGAGCUGCCGUUGAUGUUGCGAAAGCUAAAAGUUAAGGCUGAAUCAUUUGAAACGUGGAUCACAAAAGUGCGUGAUGUAUUGGAUCCAACGACACCGACCACAAUGACACUGGACGAAUUACAAGAGUUGGCCCAAGAGGCAGAAGACAAAAAAUUCCCAUCAUCAGUGUUGCUCGAACGCUUGAAUUCGGCCGUUUUAGAGGCGGAAAAAUGUGUUACAGUUAUCCAACAGUUGGAUAUAAACAAAGUAAGAACACGAACCCGGAAUUCAUCAUGCGAAAUAGCCAAAUACAAAUUGACGAUCGAAGAGUUGGACAUGUUUGUGCAGGAGAUCGACAAUCUAUGCUGUGUCAUCAAAGAGGGAAGCAGUGUGCGUGAAUUGCAACAGAUCGGCAAAGAAUUCGCCGAAUUGGCAACAUAUCUAUUGAAGGAGCCGAUCAAUGAGAUCAAAGAAUCCUCCGUUGAAAAGAUGAUCGAAGAGGGCAGCGCAUUGUGCAUUGAAUUGCAACAAAUGAAACCGUUGAAAGCAUUGCUCGAAAAGGUGAAAUGGUAUAAUAAUGUACGUGAAAUGCGCGAGUCCGACGAUAAGAUUCCGUUGAGUGUAAUCAAGAAAUUCUUGAGCGAUGGUCAUGCGCUGGCCGUGGUUGGUGAAGUCGAUGAUACAUUGGUGCAACAGGAGUUGCACGAUUUACAAAGCAUUUUAAUGGAUGUCGAAGAAUGGGAGGCUGAUUCAAAGAAAUGCUUCGAAAGUGGUACACAACAUGAUAUACCGGAAAUUGAGGAGCUAUUGAACCGGGCCAAUUCGAUUGAAGGUGAACUACCGUCACAGAUAACGCUCGAAGAUGCUUUACGCAAAGCCAAAGAAUGGCUGGCAACGGUGGAAAUCCUACAGGCAAAUGAAAACUACCCGUAUUUCCAUACACUGGAAAAUGUGGUGAAUCGCGGUAAAAAUAUUCCAUUCCAACUCGAAGAACUGAAGCGUAUGGAGGAACAUUUGACCAGCGCUCGUGGAUGGAAGCAAAAAACCAGCCGAACGUUCCUGAAGCGAAACAGCUUCUUAGAAUUACUCGAAGUAUUAUCGCCGCGUGCAAAACCAAUUAUGCUUGUGUCAAAUGUGGGUAGUUCGGCGGAAAAACUGGGCAGCGCUACAUCGAAAUCGUGUGCGAUUUACGAUGAAAAGCAAUUUACCGAAGACAUGGGCCCCGCACAAAUGGUGGUCGCCUUUAAAAAUGCCGAAGAAAAAGAAAUCAGCGAUAUGCGUGCGCUGCGCGAUACCAAUCAAAAUAAGAACCCGGAAAAGGACAAGUAUUGUGUGUGCCAUCAACCGUUCCGCAGUAACAUGUACAAAUGUCAAUUGUGCCUCGAUUGGUUCCAUGCGGGCUGCGUGCGAAACUAUCCAAAUACCUGCACAAGCAAUUCAGCGAAUAAUACACCCACCAAACAGAAUCGUAAUUCCGCUGCCGCUGCGGCCGCAUCAAAUCAAACGUCAAACCCAUCGAUGGCACCAUUGAAUGGGCGUGCUCGUGAUCGUGAACCCAAAUACCUGUGCGAAUCGUGUCAACGUUCGAAAAGACCUCGUCUCGAAACAAUUCUAACGCUACUUGUAUCGCUGCAAAAGCUACCGAUUCGAUUGCCAGAAGGUGAAGCCCUGCAGUGUCUUACCGAACGUGCAAUGAAUUGGCAGGAUCGUGCCCGACAAGUGCUUGAAACGGUCGAAGUGGUCAAUGCACUCGCCUCAAUACAAAAGCAACAAAACAUUGCCGAAUCAAAGAAUGACGCCAACGAAUCGAGAGACGUUGAACAUGCCUAUUCAGUUCCAGUUGAUGUGCCACCGAAUUCAACAGCACCCACAACACCAACACCAAGAACACCAGCAGCCAUCGCACAAAAUUCAACCGCCAGCAAAACCACGACCGGCCCAUUGAUUCAGCUACAAAAAUCCACAUCGGAUAAAAUUGAUGAGCUGAUGAUGGAAGGUGAUCUCCUUGAAGUGUCUUUAGAUGAAACGCAAUAUCUCUGGCGACUAUUCAAUGCAUCUAAAUCCGACAUUACCGAUUUGGCUUUAAUACGUUCCAAAUACAACAUUAUGCCUCAAGUGAAUGAAGCUCUAGUCAGUAACAUUAGAAAACGGCAUUCAGAUGAACACCAAAAUGAUGCCUUCCUGAAAAAGUCAAGAAUGCGCGGCAAUGAUUAUCAGUCAGUUGAUCAAAGGCUAUCGCGACAACGGCUAUCAGACGAUGACGAUGAUAAUGAUGACGAUGAAGACAUGGAGGAUAUAGCAAACUUUGAAAAUGAGCUGUCACGCAACGAUGACACAGCCGAUGCAAACAAUAAAACACCCGCACAAAAGCCGAAACGAGGUCGCAAAAUGACAAUGACUACAAAAGACACCGAUGCAAUGUGCACAACAAUCGAAGAAAGUACGACGAUACUGAGUGACAGCAUUCAAUUGAGUUUAAGCGCAAAGAAGAAGAAACGCGGACGCAAAAGUGUUACGAAUCAAACGCGACAGGAAACGAAUUCAAAAGAUGACGGCCGAAAUGUGGUGACCGCAUCAACAUCUGACGAAGACGAAGAAUGCAGUUUUGCAAAUUGCAUUCGACCGACAGGUCGCGAAGUGGAUUGGGUGCAAUGUGAUGGCGGUUGCAAUGAAUGGUUCCAUAUGUUAUGCGUUGGUCUGGUGAAAAGUCAAAUGAAACCGGACGAUGAGUUCAUAUGUAAAAAGUGCAAAAGUAAAAAGACAAAUCCUGCCACCACCACCACCACCACCGCCACAAACAAUUCGACAACGGUGGGCAGUGCGUCGAAGAAACUCAAAUCCCAAACACUGAAUGGUAACAGUAGUGCGACGGCAGCUAAUGGUAAUGGAACGACUGGCGCUAAAAAGCGAUUGACCCGAUCAAAGGAGGAUGGUAAUCGUGAAAAAUCAACCGUAACAAAUACAAAUGAAAAUUCGGUGGAUAAUUCAAAGGAGAAUGAGCCCAGGCCAAAUAUUAGCACUAAGAGCGACAAAAGCGAUAGUCAAACGAUAAGCACAUCACGACCAAAGGUAACCGAAAAAACCAACUAAACAACCGAACAAGUGACGAUGAUCGUAUUCACCACGCACAUACAUACAUAGCUAGAGUCAUUGAAGGAGGUAUGACGAGUUUCUGCACGCGUCGAUUUAAUCCGGUUUGACAUACACACAAACACACAA